CGGGAACUCUGCGGGAGUCCCGGCCGCUCCACUCCGAGGGACCCAGGUCUCGGGCCCAGCGUCCGUCCCGGAGCGGCACGAUGAUCCCCGUGGCAGAGUUCAAGCAGUUCACGGAGCAGCAGCCAGCGUUCAAGGUGCUCAAGCCCUGGUGGGACGUGCUGGCCGAGUACCUCACCGUGGCCAUGCUCAUGAUCGGGGUCUUCGGCUGCACGCUCCAGGUGACGCAGGACAAGAUCAUCUGUCUGCCCAGUCACGAGUCCCGGGAUAACGCAUCCGAGGCCCCGUGCCGGCAGCUGCUGCCGCGGGGGGUCUCGGAGCAGAUGGUGGGGGGGCUCCGGGAGGUGAGCGGCCUUAAGAACAACCUGGACCUGCAGCAGUACAGCUUCAUCAACCAGCUCUGCUACGAGACGGCCCUCCACUGGUACGCCAAGUACUUCCCUUAUCUGGUUGUCAUUCACACGCUCAUCUUCAUGGUCUGCACCAGCUUCUGGUUCAAGUUCCCGGGGACCAGCUCCAAGAUCGAACACUUCAUCUCCAUCCUGGGCAAGUGCUUCGAUUCGCCGUGGACCACGCGGGCCCUGUCCGAGGUCUCCGGGGAGAACCACAAGAGCCCCGCCACGGGACGAACCACGGCGGCCGCGGCGGCCGCGGCAGGAGGACCGGGGCCCGGGCCGGGCAAGACAGGCGAGGGCGAGAAGGAGAAGGUGUUGGCGGAGCCGGAGAAGGUGGUGACCGAGCCGCCAGCCGUCACCCUGCUGGACAAGAAGGAGGGCGAGCAGGCCAAAGCCCUGUUUGAGAAGGUCAAGAAGUUCCGUGUCCACGUGGAGGAGGGGGACAUCCUCCACAGCAUGUACAUCCGGCAGACAGUGCUCAAAGUGUGCAAGUUCUUCGCCAUCCUGGUCUACAACUUGGUCUACGUGGAGAAGAUCAGCUUCCUGGUGCCCUGCAGGGUGGAGACCUCCGAGGUCACGGGCUACGCCAGCUUCUGCUGCAACCACACAAAGGCCCACCUCUUCUCCAAGCUGGCCUUCUGCUACAUCUCCUUCGUGUGCGUCUACGGGAUCACCUGCCUCUACACGCUCUACUGGCUGUUCCACCGGCCGCUCAAGGAGUACUCCUUCCGGUCCGUGCGGGAGGAGACCGGCAUGAACGACAUCCCCGACGUCAAGAACGACUUUGCCUUCAUGCUGCACCUCAUCGACCAGUACGACUCGCUCUACUCCAAGCGCUUCGCCGUCUUCCUCUCCGAGGUCAGCGAGAGCCGCCUGAAGCAGCUCAACCUCAACCACGAGUGGACGCCGGAGAAGCUGCGGCAGAAGCUGCAGCGCAACGCGCGGGGCCGGCUGGAGCUGGCGCUGUGCAUGCUCCCCGGCCUGCCCGACACCGUCUUUGAGCUCAGCGAGGUGGAGGCCCUGCGGCUGGAGGCCAUCUGUGACAUCACCUUCCCGCCGGGGCUCUCGCAGCUGGUGCACCUGCAAGAACUCAGCCUGCUGCACUCGCCGGCCCGGCUGCCCUUCUCCUCGCAGAUCUUUCUGCGUGACAGGCUGAAGGUGAUCCGCGUGAAAUGCGAGGAGCUCCGGGAGGUGCCCCUCUGGGUGUUCGGCUUGCGGGGCUUGGAGGAGCUGCACCUGGAAGGGCUCUUCCCCCCGGAGCUGGCCCGGGCCGCCACCCUCGAGAGCCUGCGGGAGCUGAAGCAGCUCAAGGUGCUGUCCCUGCGCAGCAAUGCCGGGAAGGUGCCGGCCAGCGUGACCGACGUGGCCGGGCACCUGCAGCGGCUCAGCCUGCACAAUGACGGGGCCCGCCUGCUGGCCCUCAACAGCCUCAAGAAGCUGGCGGUGCUGCGGGAGCUGGAGCUGGUGGCCUGCGGCCUGGAGCGCAUCCCCCACGCCGUCUUCAGCCUGGGCGCCCUGCAGGAACUCGACCUCAAGGACAACCACCUGCGCUCCAUCGAGGAGGUCCUCAGCCUCCAGCACUGUCGGAAGCUGGUCACGCUCAGGCUGUGGCACAACCAGAUCGCCUACGUGCCGGAGCACGUGCGGAAGCUCAGGAGCCUGGAGCAGCUCUUCCUCAGCUACAACAAGCUGGAGGCUCUGCCCCCCCAGCUCGGCCUGUGCUCUGGCCUCCGCCUGGUGGACGUGUCCCACAACGGACUGCGCUCCCUGCCGCCCGAGGUGGGCCUCCUGCAGAACCUGCAGCACCUGGAUCUCUCCUACAACGCCCUGGAGCUCCUGCCCGAGGAGCUCUUCUUCUGCCGCAAGCUGCGGACGCUGCUUCUGGACUACAACCACCUGAGCCAGCUCUCACCGCACGUGGGGGCCCUGAGGACCCUCAGCCGCCUGGGGCUCAGGGGCAACCGCUUGGAGGUGUUGCCCGAAGAGCUUGGCAACUGCGGGGCCCUCAAGAAAGCCGGGCUGCUGGUGGAGGAGGCCCUCUACCAGGGCUUGCCUGCCGAGGUGCGGGAGAGGAUGGGGGGGGAAUGAAGCCAGGGCCUGGCGCAGGUCGGGGUCCAGGCCUCCAGCGCUGUUCCAGGCGAGGUGGCCCAGGGGCUGAGCCAGAAAGGUGGGGAGGGCAGAAGCAGGGGGAGCGCUGGUGAUCAGCCUUGUGGAGCCGAGGCGAGAUCCUGGGGCUGGUUUGUCUGGGGAAGGCCAGGCGGUUGUGGAUUCGGGGUGGGGAUUAACUCAGAGACCAAAACCCCACACACCCAUGUUGUUGUUUUUCCUGCCUGGCUGCCUGCCUGCCCUCCAAGCCAUUCCAGCUCGAUUCUUGUGCUGUUUGUUGGGGUGGAGGGCACGUUCCGAUGGGAUUUUCUACCCUCUCCCCGCACACACAACCCAACAGCUUACAUCUCUCCCAAGGAGGGGACAGACGCACACACAAGGGACCAGCCCCCCCACAAAUGUCGGAUGCUAAUCCCUUCUUUAUAAGAAGUUGUGCGCCACGGACACGGGAACCAGACCAGUGGUUCUCACCUCUGGCUGUGUGAGCUGGCGCACGAGGACGCAUCCCAGGCCCCACCCAGGGAAAGACUCACUCAGGAGACUCCCAGGUAGCUCUGUGCAGGUGGUCCCAGCACGGUGGGAAACGCUGACCCAGGGAAGGGAUGUCGGAGGGUCUCGAUGCUGAGUGCCUCCCUCCUCGGGGAAGAUGCUCUCACAGAGAGAGUUCUGCCGCUGGCUCCAGGCAUCCCUGAGCUCCCGCAUCAGGACACCUGGUGGACUCCCCAAGCUUGGCGGCCUUCUUCGGGUUAAGAACACCUGCCGUGGAGGAGACACCGUCCUGAGGGCACGUGGCGACUGUCAGGGGAGCUUAAUAAAUGAAGUGAUGAUGGGGGCUGAAGCCUUGAC
This is a messenger RNA of Lepus europaeus (European hare), 3344 nucleotides long. RefSeq names its product leucine rich repeat containing 8 VRAC subunit E (gene LRRC8E). The coding region runs from base 81 to 2480 and encodes 799 amino acids. Gene Ontology annotation, molecular function: protein binding. NCBI's taxonomy places the organism in Eukaryota, Metazoa, Chordata, Mammalia, Lagomorpha, Leporidae. The record is from RefSeq and is a predicted model, not a curated record. The transcript is spliced from 3 exons.